UCCAUCCAAAAUGGCGGCCGCUUUGUUGUCCCUAAAAUCAAAACGACAACAAGAGUAUCUCGCUUAAUUUAAGAGUGCUUCGUCGCUUAACCAGGUGUUGAUCAGUUUUGGAGAUCAGAAGUAAAAUGAGAAAAAUGAGAGGUUAGUAUGUCUAAUGGUGUGCCACUUUAAUGGACGGUACAGAUCAGCCAUUGAGCUAAAAUUCCUGGAGCAAGUAGAGGAAGAAAUAACAACAUUUUGGAACUCUUGUGGAGAUAACGCUGUUCUUGUUUUUCCUCCAUUGGAUCCUCACUAUCGCUUCCUCCUUCAUCAGCUUAUAGGAGAAAGUUCCAGACUUCAGACAGUGUCAGUUGGGCAAGGAAGACAGAGAAGGACUGUAGUUUACUUCACUUCUGAAAGAGAUUCUCACAAGAUGACUCAAUCCCAGUCAAGUGCAGAAAAGACCUUCUUUGGGAGAGGCAGAGGCAGGCGUACAAAGAAGCCAGAUCAGGCGCUGUAUGUACCAGGAGCACUGAGAAAAGCAAAGAAUGACAAGACAAAGGAGAGUGCUACUUUAGAAUCUUCGACCAACAUCACAGAAAAUGAAGAAAUUUCUAAGAGUAAUAGUAGCAUCAACAAUGGUGUAAUCGUUGCAACAAAAGAUGACCCCAACAAGAAAAAACAGUGCAGUCAAAGGUAUGGAACCGAACUGAACAAUACGCUACAGCAGGAUAUACCUCUUAGUAGUGAAGGACUGGUGGAUGACAUUGUAGCAGGAAUAAAAAGGACAUAUUUGGAGGGUAAUAUGCAACAAGCAUCUACAAAUGUGUCAUCGGAUUUGUUUGUAAAUGAAACAUUGCACAUUGGAGGUAUGGGGGAUGAAGCAAACAAAUUAAGUCUGCCCAACAGUGAUAACAAGAUAAAAUUUCCUAAGAGCUCCAAUGGAGCACUUGAUGAAGAAUCAGAUGGUUCACUGGCAAAAGUAAUCAAUGAAAGAGAUCAAACAUGAGAUACCUCCAGCCAGAG
This is a messenger RNA of Stylophora pistillata, 1005 nucleotides long. RefSeq lists its product as uncharacterized. Lineage: Eukaryota; Metazoa; Cnidaria; Anthozoa; Scleractinia; Pocilloporidae. Gene Ontology annotation, molecular function: nucleic acid binding. The record is from RefSeq and is a predicted model, not a curated record.